AUCUCGGCGUUGAUAACCCUAAAUUUCCAAUUCGAUUUGAAGAUCUUACUCACCCCAUCUUUUCUUUUCGAUGCUCACAAUUUCAUCGCUAAGAAAUAUCAAAUCGGGGUUUCGGAAUUCACAAAUUCGCAAGAAAGUGGGAACUUUUUGAUAUUUAUCCAUUAAUUAGCCCAGCCAUGGGAGGUCACGGUGGUUUGAACAUUCUUCCACAGAAGCGAUGGAACGUUUACAACUUCGACAACCGAGAAAAAGUCCGAAAAGACGAAGAAGCUGCCGCUAGAGAAGAGCAGAUCAAACGCGAGGAAGCUAGAAAACGAGAUGCUGAGUCUCGUCUCGAGGUGCUCCGUAACGUCCGUGGCUUAGCGCCUCUCAAACGAGCUUCUCCGGAGGCAGAGAAGGGUAAAGACGAGGCGGUGGUGGCUGCUGCUGUUAAAUCCACCACCGCUGUUGUUGUGGAGAGUGUUGAACCGGAGGAGCCUAAGACUGGUCAUAUUAAUCUAUUCGUAGGGAUUAGGAUCUUUGAUCCGAUUGAGAUCCCUAAGAACGAUAAGCCUGCGGAGGAGGAAGAUCAGAGAAGGAAAAAAAUGAGGAAAGAAGCGGCUGCGACGGCGAGAGCUUCUGCUAAGGAUGCUGCAGCGAGGGCGGGUGAUCCAGAUGAGGAGAAGUAUAGAUUGGGGUAUGGGGUUGCUGGUAAAGGUGUGAAGCGUCCUUGGUAUCUUGAGAAACGUAAUGAUGAGGAAGAUGAUAGUGUUCGUGGUGAGGAUGAUGGUGGAUAUAGAGGUGAUGAAGCUAAGAAGAAGAAGAUGAGUGGUGGGAAGAAGAGCUUGAUGGAGCUGAGAGAAGAAAGGUUGAAGAGGGAGAGGGUUGAGAAGGAAAGAGAGAGAGCCCUUUUCAUGAAACAGAGCCAGAGAGACGGUGGCUUUUCCCGGAGGCGGUGAUGGAAAUCAAAAGGAUGACAAAGAAGACUUGAUGCAAAGAUUUUAAAGGUGGUUCCACGUCUCAAAAGCCCCUUUUGUCGUCUAUCUAUAGGUGUGUAUAGAGAUGUUUCUACAGAUAGAAAAGCAGAAAGAAUGUGUAGUGAGUUUGAUGGUGGAACCUUUAUUAUUGUUUCCUGCUCAAAGAGUUAUAUUUGUGCCCCCUAUAUUCGACACCCAUAGCAAAGGUUUUGUAAAAAUGCUUUGCAAUUCAACAAAGACCUUUGGAAAAUGAUAAACAAAUGAGAGGAA
This is a messenger RNA of Camelina sativa (false flax), 1226 nucleotides long. RefSeq lists its product as uncharacterized. The record is from RefSeq and is a predicted model, not a curated record. NCBI's taxonomy places the organism in Eukaryota, Viridiplantae, Streptophyta, Magnoliopsida, Brassicales, Brassicaceae.